AUGGGCUAUAAAGACAAGGCCCAUCAGGGGGAUGUUGGGUUUUAUGGGUUUAAAAAGAUGUCCAUCAAGGAAGUUGGUCCUUCAAAAGUGGGCCUUUUUGUCUCUAAAAGGCCUGAUUAUUUUAAGAAAAUAAUAGCCGAAACCCAGUACUUAAAUGUUUUGGUUCCUAAGCCUAACUCAACACAUAGGGCUGUUCUCUCUAUUUCUCAAGAAGUUGAGAUCGACGACAAGUUUGAAGGCAAUGACGAAGAAGAAAGCGGGGAAGUGGAGGAAGGUUUUUUUGAUGUGAACGACAUAGGAUUGUACUUAGAAGGCAAUGAUGUUUCUACCAAUUGUGGUGAUGGAGCAUCUGAUUGCUGCGAUGUGGGAAAGGAUACAAAAUUCAUUACGGAUGAGGCAAUCUAUGUUAUCGGCGAUUUGUUUGAUGCAAACAUUGAAAGGAGUAUUAAUCUUGUUGAUGAAGUUGACAAUAAAUGUGGAUUAAGUGGUGAUGAGGAUUUUCCUGUUAUAUUUGGUAAUCCCUCCAUCUGUUUAGGGAAGGAAAACCAUUUUCUGUCUACUGAUCUUGGGCCUACGAGGGAGGAUGGGUUAUCUCUUGAAAAGUGUUUGGCCUUCAGAUUUAGGGAAUGUCCAGUGUUAAUUCUAAAGGUUGAAUCGAAAUUGGUUUCCAGUGAGUUUCCCUUGUGUUUUAAUAUCGAAAAGGCCAUGACUAAUUUUGUUCCAGGGUAUUUAAAUUGUUUGGCCGAUAAGGAUAUUGUAUGCUAUGAGGGAGAUGAGAGUGAAAUGAGUCUAGGGUUGGGGGGUGGGCGGGGAAUUCCAAGG
Molecule: messenger RNA, 822 nt
Organism: Ilex paraguariensis (yerba mate)
Lineage: Eukaryota; Viridiplantae; Streptophyta; Magnoliopsida; Aquifoliales; Aquifoliaceae
Source: the annotation of a GenBank genome assembly